AUGUUGAAUUACAGCUGCACUGGGGUUUGAUGUGUUUUAAAGCAACUUUUUGGUCUUUGUUGCGGAUUUUUGCGCUCUGUCAGCAAACGGUUAGCUUGUUAGCCUGGUUAGCACGGCGGGUUAGUUCACAGGCAGCAGGACGACGGCGCGCUGCUGCUUCCCCGGUCGCUCUGUUUUCCUGAGGGCUGUUUAAGAGAGAACCUAACGUUCAUUCAGGCACUAACAACAGCAUGGCCACAGCGCAGUCAACAUUAAUGUUCGCUGUGUGCGUCCUGAUGAUAACAGAACUGAUACUGGCCAGAAGGGACUAUUAUGAUAUUUUGGGCGUACCUAAAGAUGCCACUGAACGUCAGAUUAAGAAAGCUUUUCACAAGCUUGCCAUGAAAUAUCAUCCAGACAAGAACAAGAGCCCUGAUGCAGAAGCAAAGUUCCGGGAAGCAGCAGAAGCAUAUGAAGCCCUUUCGGAUGAGAAAAGGAGGCGAGAGUACGAUCAGUUAGGACACGGUGCUUUCUCCAGCAAAGGCAUGAGAGGUGGAGGCCAGUACUUUCACCAGACUUUCGAUUUUAACUUUGACGACAUGUUCAGAGACUUCGACAUCUACAGCCAGAACAGACACGCCCGGCCAAAACGGCACUUCGAGGAUCAUUUCAGAGCUCACCAGCAGGCCCACAGCCGCCACAAGAGGCACUUCCAGGGGGGGUUUGGUGCGGGGAUCUUCGAGGAGCUUUCCGACGACAUGGAGAGAAUGUUUACAUUUGAUAGGCAUACCAAGCGGGCUGAGAGCAGGUUUCAUGGUACAGCAAAACAGCACUGUAGGACUGUGACUCAGAGAAGGGGGAAUAUGGUGACCACCUACACGGACUGUACCUCUUCCUGAGCUCCAGAGUGGAUUGUAGUCACCAGUGUCCACCAGCCAUUCUUUAGCUGUGCUGUGUUCAGCUAUAGCUAAGCUAUUUUUUAACUAAUUUAUUAACUUGUUGGUGUGGUGAGUGAAGCUUGACCUUGUUUGAGUGAAUAGGUUAUGACAAGGAGCACUAGUAGUUUAUGGAUCAUUUGGUGACAACUGACAUUACACUGUGCAGCUCUCUGCAUUAGAAAACAAAGCUCUUUGUGUUUCCUUGUGAGAAACCAUUGUUUCCUCCACAGAAAAGAGAGUUCAUAAACACAUACAGAAAAUCCAGGGUUAGAUCAAACUAAGACUAAAGUUAGCGAGAUAAGCAAAAAUAUUGGCAUCCCUGGUCAAGCAGAAUUUUCGGUUGUGAUUGUAAUGGUGCUAACUUCCGACAAAAAGAAACCUCAACAUGAAUUACAGCAUUCCAGAUGGACAUCUAGUGGCACUUCUGUGGAGAUAAAUGUGUACAGCCUCCACACAAAGAUAAAUAACUAACACUGUGUAGGAGAUAUAUAUUUAAAAAACGAUACAUAUUUAGAAAUACCAGGUAACCAUUGGUAGUUUGGACAGUAGCUUUUAGUUUUGCAGUUGCUUCAAGGUGUUAACACUUUCCAGUUAUUAGCAGUGCCUUUUUCAAAUGUUCAGAAGUGGAUUCAGAUGCUUUGUGAAUUGAUGUGCAUGUACUUGUUCAUCUUGUUCCAGAGUUGAGAGGAAUGAUGAGCGUAGUUUCAUAAUUAACAUCAUUUGCCCAUUUUUGAGGGUCUUAAUAAGCAACAUGUGAUCAACACAUAGUUCAAGUCAGAUUCAUAUUAGUUUGUUAGUCACAUAUGUAAAAGUUUUCACAAUGUAGUUGAUACUAAUAUUGUUAAAAGCAAUAUUAUUCCAAAUGUAGAUGGAAAUGUGAAGGCAAAUGAAGACUUACAGGUACAGUAAGGAUAAUUUAGAUAUAAAUAUUAUGAAAAUUGGCAAUUGUUCUUGUUUCCACCUUAGUUCUGCCAGCGCUUCUGCUACACCUUAAUUCAAUCUGUAAGAAAUGUCAACACUGUACACUGCUGCAUUGCUUUGAUCUUUUGCCUGAGGCUGUCUUUCAUUCCUGUAAACUAGUCUCCAAAUCACCAUAUAUGCAUGGAACACUGCAAUACCAUAUACUAAUGUGAAUGUGUCUAGACCCAGCUAUGUUCCUUUAGGACUGAUCACCUAUUACCUCAUUUUUCGUGUUGAAUAAUUUUGUUUGUGUGCAAUAUUUUAAGCCAGCUCUGCUGAUAAUACCACUGUUACUUGCUGGCCUUGGUGUUUUUCAGUUUGACUUCAGCUGAACCAUUAAGCACUUUCAUUUAAAUCCUAUGGAUGAAACUUAAUUGACUGUAUUCAAGCCCAGAUGUAUGAUGUAAUGUACUUGGGUGGAAUAAAUGGUGCAAAAAUGCGA
Molecule: messenger RNA, 2319 nt
Organism: Pygocentrus nattereri (red-bellied piranha)
Lineage: Eukaryota; Metazoa; Chordata; Actinopteri; Characiformes; Serrasalmidae
Gene: dnajb9a
Product: DnaJ heat shock protein family (Hsp40) member B9a
Exons: 3
Coding region: 231-878 (215 amino acids)
Cellular component (GO): endoplasmic reticulum
Molecular function (GO): misfolded protein binding; protein-folding chaperone binding
Source: RefSeq, a predicted model, not a curated record